This is a messenger RNA of Fusarium falciforme, 2394 nucleotides long. RefSeq names its product Clr5 domain-containing protein. Lineage: Eukaryota; Fungi; Ascomycota; Sordariomycetes; Hypocreales; Nectriaceae. Bases 1 to 2394 code for a protein of 797 amino acids. The record is from RefSeq and is a predicted model, not a curated record. The transcript has 2 exons.
AUGUCGUCUACCAACGAUCUCCACACUGCCACUGACUCCGAUGAAUCUCGGGUUGCCUACGAUAAGAUGCCUCCCAUGGAUCCGCUUCACUUGCAACAGUUUGACUUCAUGCCACUAUCACAAUCCCAACUUUCCCAUUCCUGCCCUGUCCUUGGAGAAGUUGGCGGGGAACACCUCCCGGAUGGCUCCUUUAGCUUCCCUGCCAAUGACCACAUCUUUACUGAACAACCGAUCGACCCCUUCGAUCAGUAUCAUAUCCCUUCGGUUCCAUCUCAAUUGUCGAGCAUGCUUCUCAGCGGCGACCUCUCAAGUUUUAAUUCAAAUGGUGGAUCCAUGGAUAGUCAGAACUGGCUACAGCAGGUUGAACCACUCUCCUGGGCCGGCUUCGGGGACGAGACCUUCGCUUCUGGACCUGAAUGGCCUUCAGCACCAAUGGAGACAGCAUACAUGCCCCAGAAUCCAUGGACGGGGAUCCUUUCUCAACAGAUGUCGGAAGAACUAUCUCAGAUGGCCAUCAACCAACAAUCACCUCAGCUACUGCAAUCCCUCGAGCAGCCCGGUAUUGCGGAUUUAGACUAUCGGUAUUUGGUGCAAGCUCACUCAUCAGGCAUCACUUAUCCUCUCUUCACGGCCGGCGAUAGUGUCGAAUUCGAAGGGUUGUUGCCUCAACCCACGCCACACAUUCCAAGUUUGGCUUGCACUACACAGAGCCCUCAACAGAUUGGAGAAUCGCAGAUUCUGCGAAGAUCUACCCACCGGAAUCCAGGCGUAUCCUCAUAUUCUGAUGAGGCCUGGGAGGCUAUUCGGCCGAUCUUUCGAGACUUGUUUAUCACCCAGAGGUGUACCUUGUCGCAAACCAGCAUGAUACUCGAGUUGGUUCAUCAUUUCACAGCCACAGAAGAUUCCUUUAAUACCAGGAAAAAGAGACACUGGCCAGAUUGCGUGAAAAACAAAACCACUGCCAAGGGGACCGGCUCCCAAACCUUCAGUCAUCAGGCUCCAGGGAGUUCUCCACCGCGUAAGAGGCCCAGGAAGGCUAUGGGGAAUCAUCCUUCCCCCCCUGAGUACGUGAUCCGAGUCUUGGGCUCAGUUCCGCGCGCCCUUCCCCCUUACCUGUACAAGGGUCAGAACAUACUACUUCUCUGCAUCGACAAAUUCGUGAAAGGAUUCUACGACUCUCAAGCCGACAUUGAGUCCCUAAGCAAGCCAAAUCAGUCUGGAGAUUACAACAUGAUGCUCGAGGAAUGGGAGUGGCAGGUUCUUCGGACCCGUUGCCAGGCCGUUUCUACUCUGGUUCGGAAGCACGAGGCCAUUCCCAACCCGACGAAUGAAAGACCUGUCGCUUUGAACCGGCCCGAACGAGCAGAGACACUGAAGGUGAUCAUGGGCAAUCUACUUCACGACAAGGUCUUUAAAAAGGCACAAGACCCCGUAAGAUGCUCUAGCCCAAACCAGCUGUCAUCAAUAUGGGACAUAUGCCGUAUCCUGCAAGGCCUUUCUCUUCAGCAAAGACACAAUGAUACCUUGUAUGUGGAGAGCUUUAUUCACUCUCUACAAGACAUUUCCACUGUCUCUGGUAAAACCAACCAUGUCGGGAUGGCCGCUCUUGUGGAAGGUCUGCUGGGGAUCUCGCCUUGUGAUCUCCAUGAUACAAUGCGGAUUAGCUUCCUCUGCACCGCCCGAGGAUUGUCAAGCAGGCUUGGCCCCCGCCACCCAGCAGUCCUGGAAUCUUGGACGUUAUAUGCUCGGCAUUGGGACCCCAAAUGUCUUCAAAAGGCCAGCUUUCUGUCUUCCUAUCGAAAGGGUCUUGAAGAAACUGAGAAAAAAUUUGGUCAUAGCCAUGACUACACCAUCAAUCUUUUGUGCAACUAUGCUUCCGCAGCAUACUAUAUCUUCCACGACAAUGGACUUGCCAACGACCUUGCCAUCAGGCUCUGGGAACGUACGUCGAGUGCCUGUGGUAACGACGAAACACCGUUAUCAUGGUCUGUUAAGGCCCAGGGAAUGGCCGAAGCCGCCAAGAUGCUUGCCUUGCUCUGCUGCAUUACCCACGAGAACAAACGCAAGAGUGGCGGCGAGAUGAAAAAGCUUAGGCGUAAGCUAAAGUUGAAAGGACGCAAGGCACGGAAAAGGUUCCGCGCUACGCUGCAGUCUCCACCGGAUCCUCAGAAUGCUAAACAAGCUAUCGAGAACCUCGAGAAAACGGUUGAGAGACUAAAUGCGAGUGAAUGGGAUUGCAAAUUUGUCAAAGCAGGGCUACUAGACACUUUGGGAAAUUUGACCCAGGAGUUCUGUCCUAAGGAGGUUCAGGGAGGUGCUGCCAAAUCUCAUCGUGAGGAAGCCGCAGGGAUUCGCCUUGAAAUAGUAAGAAACGAUCAAGGUGAAAAGCAUUAG